AUGUUCACUCAGCGCAGUGCCCUUCGUCUCGCUCAGCGUGCCGCUCCGGUUCGCUCUGCUGCUCAGCGCCGUCUGAACAGCACCCAGUCCAAGUAUCCCUGGAUCGUCGACAACGAGUUCAACCGCGAGCGAGCUGCUGUCAAGCACCAUGCUGCUUCCACUAGUGAUCUCUGGCGCAAGCUUUCCAUCUACGUCGUCAUUCCCGUCCUGAUCGGUGGUGGACUCAACGCUUACAACCUGUGGAACGAGCAUUGGGAGCACUGGUCUCACAUGCCCCCGCUCGAGGAGCGUGUCGAAUACCCCUACCAGAACAUACGCUCCAAGAACUUCCCUUGGGGAGAUGGUGACAAGACUAUCUUCUGGAACAGCAAUGUCAACUACCACAACAAGGACAAGGCCACUUAG
Molecule: messenger RNA, 405 nt
Organism: Aspergillus calidoustus
Lineage: Eukaryota; Fungi; Ascomycota; Eurotiomycetes; Eurotiales; Aspergillaceae
Source: the annotation of a GenBank genome assembly